CAAAGAUGGCGGCGGGCUCCGAUUUGCUUGAUGAUGUUUUCUUCAACACAGAGGUGGACGAAAAAGUAGUAAGUGAUGUAGUGGGAUCUCUGGAGUCUGAACUAACUGGAGCAGGGCCCACCAACACAACGACCAGGGUUCAGUUUGCAGCAAAUCACCUCGGAAACUCAGCUGUAAUUAGUCAUUCCAAUGUUCAGUGCAGCAAAAUGGGACUUUCACAACAAGAGCUCGCUAAAGCAGGGACAGGAGUGCAAGGAGGUGUCAUUAGCAGUACGGGGUCCCCGGGUUCAAGUAUGGAUGGAGCCGCCGGGAACGCAUCGAGUAUGACAGCCGCUCAGACUCAGCCUAAACCGGGGACAGCUAGCGGAGUCGUUACGGUGGUAUCGGGUGCAACAUCUGGUGUGGAUAAACCUGCAACUACUGCUGUGCAAACUCUGAAUGGAAGUGCUGUGUUGAUGAACUGUCAUGUCACCGGAGGCAGUAGCGGCAAAACCUCACAGUCAGCUGUCACACUUGUAAACAAUGGACCUGUUUCUGCGAGUAGAGAAGGCGCAACAGUUUUGUCUGCAAAUACUAUUAUACGAACUUCUUCGACGAGUGCGCAGCAUGUUGUGAAUUCGUAUCAGCCAUCAGUAAAAAGUGUACCCACUGUCACGCUUGUGAGGCCACCUAUGCAAACUCCCACUAACCCGUCUCACACCGUUUUAACAUCACCCACUAGCACGACCGGCUCGCUUAUCAACAAAUUCGACUCCACAAAAACUAUAAUGCAGGCUGUUGCGACAGGGACACCAGCCACCAUGAGGAGCCCGACUGUUUUGCAAAAUGUGAGGACUUCAGUACCUUCAACAAUCGCUGCCACUCCUCCUGCUGGAAUACGAGCUAUUGCUCCACAGGUUUUGGCCCCACGACUCACCCAGCCCCAACAAAACACUCCAAAUAUCCAAAACAUCCAGCUCCCUCCAGGUAUGGUUUUGGUCCGCAGUGAGAGUGGGCAGCUGCUGGUGAUUCACCAGCAGACCUUGGCUCAGAUGCAGGCUCAGACGCAGUCCCAAAGCGCCAUGACCCCCCGACCUGCAGCCCCCUCCAGCUCUCCGCCUGUCCAGAUCACUUCUCUUCAGGCUCCGGGCGCGUCCCUGCUGCCUCGUCCUGUCCCCCCCACCACCACCAUCAUUAAACAGGGUACCACAGUCCAGACAACUGUAGCAGCCACCACCACACUGCAGAGGCCUCCAGUACUGCAGAACACCAUCAUGCUGGGAGGAACGUCUGCCUCCACGGGACCGCCGAUAGGAGCCCCCACCCCGGUGCAGCCUGGAUGUGCAGUUACACAGAGGGGGACUGGGACCCAUGUCACUCCAACAGCUAUCUCAGCUGAGACCCUGGAGAAUGUAAAGAAGUGUAGAAACUUUCUGUCCACGCUGAUCAAGUUGGCCUCUAGCGAAAAACAGUCUUCUGAGACUUCAGCCAACGUGAAGGAGCUGGUCAAGAACUUACUGGAAGGGAAGAUGGAGCCUGAAGAUUUCACCAGUAGGUUGUACCGGGAGCUCAACUCCUCGCCUCAGCCGUACCUUGUGCCUUUCCUGAAGAGGAGCCUCCCAGCGCUGCGUCAGCUGACCCCAGACUGCGAGGCCUUCAUCCAUCAGAGCCUGCUGCCUCUGCCCAGCAAUCACCCUGCAGCCGCCUCCCUCGCCGCCGUGGUGCUGAGACCCCCCCUCUCCACGGCCCCCACCAUGGCCACCAGCACCGCCGGGGCCAACACUACAGUCAUCAGCCUCACUCAGACUCCUCACAGUAAACCUGCACUGGUGGUGCCACGGCAACAGACGAUAGUGAGGCCCCAGGUGACUCAGUCUCCCAUGGUAACAGUCAGAGGACAAUCCCAUAGCCGGAUCAUUGUGGGCCAGCCGCAGAUGGUCAAACCGCUCCAGACAGCAGUCAGGCAGACGUUUACUCCCGUGGUCAGUCAGACGCCUCUCAGUGCUGCUCAGAGGCUCAAGGAAGCAGGAAGGGGAACCUUCAGGGAUGACGAUGAUAUCAAUGAUGUGGCCUCGAUGGCAGGAGUCAACUUGUCGGAGGAGAGUGCCCGUAUCUUAGCAACCAAUUCUGAGCUUGUUGGCACGGUGACACGGUCCUGUAAGGAUGAGGCCUUUCUCUCCCCCUCGUUACUCACCCGGAGAGCUCUGGAGAUUGGUAAGAAGUUCGGUGUCAGCGAGUUGGGGACAGAUGUGAUAAACUACAUUUCCUACGCCGCACAGCAGCGACUCAGACACCUGCUGGAAAAAGUGUCACAAGUGGCGCAGCAUAAAAACAUAACCUUCAAGGAGGAAGAGCGCUGCGAGCAGGUCAGCGAUGUGCGAACCCAACUUAAAUUCUUUGAGCAGCUGGAUCAGAUGGAGAAGCAAAGGAAGGAAGGGCUGGAGAGGGAGAUUCUGUUGAAGGCUGCUAAGUCUCGGUCACGGCAAGAGGACCCCGAGCAGCUGAGACUCAAACAGAAGGCCAAAGAGAUGCAGCAGCAGGAGCUGGCUCAGAUCAGACAGAGAGAAGCCAACCUAGCGGCGCUGGCAGCUAUCGGCCCGAGGAAAAAACGGAAAAUGGACUCUCCUGUUAGAGGAGCCAGUGCUGAGGGCUCGGGGGCGGGCCCCUCUCAGCCCGGCGGCUCCGGUGCAGCGAGCUCCAGACAGUUUAUGCGACAGCGAAUCACCAGAGUCAACCUCAAGGACCUGCUGUUCUGUCUGGAGAAUGAAAGAGAGACCAGUUGCUCUCACCUGCUUUAUAAAGGCUUCCUCAAAUAGCACCUGCAUUUAAAAGACUAGUGUCGCUCAGUGGCAUUAAGGAAGCUGAGUUGUUUUGUCAGAUCGGACCCACUCAGCCGGUUCUUUCUUUGAUCUCCCCGCUGCUGAAUGAAGAGUCGUCUGUGUGUGGGUGGAAAACGAUCUGGAACAAAGAGCACUCGUCUUCUUUUAGAAGCCUCUCUUCAAGCAAAGGUCUUUUGUAUUUUCAGAGGUGCAAAUAUUUGAGUUCAGCCCUGAUUUCAGUGUGCCUCUCAGCUCGGGUAGCUCUUUAAAAAGCAGUUGCCCCAAACUACACUCCAGUCAUACACUGCCUCAAUUGAACGCAGCAUCUCAGACGCAGCAAUCCUCUGUAGAGUGGUUCCAUCAGCCUGAUUUACAAACCUGCGGCAAUGUGCUAACUGUCUGUUGGCGUAGACUCUCUGUUUAUUUAAGUUCCUAACAGGGAUUUUAAUGAAUCACACAUUCAUACUAUAUUUGAUCACAGCCUGUGGAUUGUUUUCCAUAGACUAACCUCGACUAGCCUUGCCAUCUGCUCAGUUGCCUUCUUAACAAACGAAGCCAUAUUAGAACGUGUUGAUCAGCUUCAGUAACUUCGUCUAUCCAUCAGCUCUCUCUCCUCUUUGUCCUUUUGUUGCAUGCUCUGUUUCUUCUUUGCUUGAUUGGAAGCAAACAUGACAGUUGAUUUGUCAUGUCUGGUGCAUGAUGUAAUCAAAGGUAGUUGGUAUUUGAACUCCCGCCCAAAUGUUUUCAGUGAGUUCCCAACACAGUGGUUGAAAGCAAAAUAAUACAAAGACUACAUAUACUUUACAUUUCUAUCAAUCAUCUCUAGAGCACAUCGUACUGGUUGGGAUUUGUCCCAACUUUGCAGCAGUUGACGAUAUAACAUUUAACUACAAGAACUGAAACUAGUGUUAAUGUUAACAUCCACUCCUAACUGUAUUUCUGCGCUGCACUUCUGGUAUGUUAUUGUAUGGGUAGCAAGCUUGUCAUGCGUUGAUAUUCAAGAGCCGGGAGAGGUAAUGAAAGAUUUACAUUCUGAAAAUAGUUUGGCCCUGUGUAAAUUGUUACGAGGAAACUAUCGAGUAAAUGUUCUGCCCUUCAUUAGUGUCAUAUAAAAGGUGAUUGUCUUUUCAAAGAAGGGUGUGAUGUUAAGCUCUUGCUGAAAUCUCUUUGGGGAGGAUGUUCACUGUGAAGGAUCAGCACAUUUUAGAUUCUGCUUUUGUGCCAUAAAAAGAUGAUGUAAUUGGAUGGCUGAAUAGAUCAAAAUGCAUUGAAACUAGUAUGGUGUUAUCGGAAAAGAAUAUGCCUGUAAGUAAUGUCAAGUAUCCUGGCUGUGUAGCUCAUAGGUUAACAUGUGAAUUUUAAAUUAUUGAGUUUGGAGAAAUUAAUGCGAUUAAUGUUAUUGAUUACAGUCAUUUAGGGGAAUCAGACAUUUUCCAAUGAGUUGUUUGUCAAAAUGUUUAUAUUUAUGAAUAAUUGAGGAUGGACUGCACUUUGACAGGUCACUUUUCUAAAACUAAUGAACCAGAUAAGCAUACCCACUUUAUACCUUUUAAUAUUUUUAAGUGCACAUACUAUUUGGGUCUUUAUAUCUUUGUCAUUUUAUGAGAGAAUGUAUAUGAGCGUGUUUUAUUACUGUAUAUAUUUAAGUUUGCUAUUUGUAGGUUUAUCGGUUGACAACUUCAAGAGUGUGUCUUUUAUUUGUCAUAUGCAGUACAGCAGUCUGCAGUAGAUAUGACAAUUAAGACUAACAUGUUAUACUUUACUGCCAAUAUCUUGUACAUUUUGCACAGCCACUUGUUUAUAUGUAAAUAUUUGAAUUUGAAUUUGAAAAAAAGUUUUGAAUUGCUUUUUUACAAUGGAUUGAGAAUGAUCUCUAUUAAAACAAAAAGAAA
This is a messenger RNA of Notothenia coriiceps (black rockcod), 4690 nucleotides long. RefSeq names its product transcription initiation factor TFIID subunit 4. Gene Ontology annotation, cellular component: transcription factor TFIID complex. The transcript has 16 exons. Gene Ontology annotation, molecular function: protein heterodimerization activity; RNA polymerase II general transcription initiation factor activity; DNA binding. NCBI's taxonomy places the organism in Eukaryota, Metazoa, Chordata, Actinopteri, Perciformes, Nototheniidae. The record is from RefSeq and is a predicted model, not a curated record. Gene Ontology annotation, biological process: DNA-templated transcription; transcription initiation at RNA polymerase II promoter. Bases 6 to 2795 code for a protein of 929 amino acids.